This is a messenger RNA of Fraxinus pennsylvanica, 1560 nucleotides long. Lineage: Eukaryota; Viridiplantae; Streptophyta; Magnoliopsida; Lamiales; Oleaceae. The record is from the annotation of a GenBank genome assembly.
AUGAUUUGCCGGAAUGUUUAUCAGAAAAAGCUAUGGAGCUCCGGCGACUGGUUGCGGUGUGUCUACUCCUCCAUUGCUCUGUCGUCGAAGGCUGACGGUGGUGGAGCCCUGAAAACCUAUCUAAUACUUUUUCAAUCUCAAGCUCAAUUUUUUACUCUUCCAGCGACGCCGUUUCGAUUGAAUAGUGAUAAUAAAUUCUAUUCCUGGAAUGUUCCAUUUGGGAUUAAAGGGUGUUGCUUUACUACUCAAGCUGCGGCUGAUCUUCCCGUCAAUGGGAUGGUCGAUGUGCCGUUGGCGCAAACUGGUGAAGGUAUAGCUGAAUGUGAACUUCUUCAAUGGUUUGUACAGGAGGGUGACCAAGUUGAAGAAUUCCAACCUCUUUGUGAAGUUCAAAGUGACAAAGCAACCAUAGAAAUAACGAGUCGUUACAGAGGAAAAGUUUCCCAUGUUCUCCAUGUUCCAGGCAACAUUGUGAAGGUUGGAGAAACUCUUUUGAAAAUGUCAAUUGAUGAAAAUUCUCCUGCUAUUCAAACUCUUGAGGGUUCAGAGCCUAUUGAAGUAAAUGAUUCCAAUAAAAGCGAUUCAGAUAGCCAUUAUUCAAGGCUUGGAAAAGCCAAGGUUGCUGGAGUAUUAUCCACGCCUGCUGUUCGUAAUCUUUCAAAGCAAUUAGGUGUAAAUCUUGAAGAUGUGCUUGGAACUGGUAAAGAUGGAAGGGUGUUGAGAGAGGAUGUCCUCAGUUAUGCUGCACGAAAAGGAAUUUUCGUGGAAGGUUCAGCAUCCAAUGCUUCUUCUGCCCAACAAUUUCUAGGAGGAGAUGAGAAACACCAUGAUGUUUCAUUUACUAAUGGAUGGCAAUACGAAGAUAAGACCAUUCCUGUGAGGGGUUUCCAGCGUGCUAUGGUCAAGUCAAUGACCGAGGCUGCAAAAAUUCCACAUUUUCAUUACGUAGAAGAUUUAAAUUGCGACGCACUCGUUGAGCUCAAGUCGUCAUUCCAAAAUGAGAAUUCUGAUCCAGAUGUCAAGCAUACUUUCCUUCCCACAUUGAUAAAGUCACUAUCGAUGGCAUUGAAUAAAUAUCCCAUGCUAAAUAGUUGCUUCAAUGAGGAAUUUCAAGAGGUGAUUCUUAAAGGGUCCCACAACAUUGGGAUUGCUAUGGCUACUCCAUAUGGUUUGGUUGUACCAAACAUAAAGAAGGUUCAAUCUCUUUCCAUCUUGGAGAUUACGAAAGAACUGUCUCGACUACAGAAAUUGGCUUUAGCUAACAAGCUUAAUCCUGAUGAUAUAUCCGAUGGAACUAUUACUUUAAGCAAUAUUGGUGCAAUUGGUGGAAAAUUCGGUUCCCCUCUUAUCAAUGUGCCUGAAGUUUCCAUCAUAGCGCUUGGACGAAUACAGAAAAUUCCUCAAUUUUCUGAAGACGGAAGUGUUUAUCCUGCGUCCAUUAUGACUGUGAAUAUUGGUGCUGAUCAUAGAGUUCUGGACGGAGCAACUGUUGCUCGGUUCUGUAAUGAGUGGAAGCUAUUCAUUGAAAAACCAGAGCUCUUGAUGUUGCGUAUGAAAUGA